UUUACCCAUCUUCAUCUUCCUCCUCCUCCAUGCUCACUCUCUGAGCUCCAUUAUCCACAACCCCACACUCCACCAUGUCAUCCGCUUCAAAGUUCAUCCGCUUCGGCACCGCGCUCUUCCGUUUCCCCAAAUUACCUAUCUCUCUUUCUCCUCCUCCUUCUCUCCUCUCUCUCAAACCGUUCUCCGCCUCACAAUCCAUCCUCUUCUCCCGCCACUGCUCCUCCUCCUCCGCCGCCGCCGCUUCCUCCGUCGAUACCGCCACCUCUAGUAUCACAGAAGCCCCGGUGCACCACCCCUGGCCGGAGUGGGUGGCUUUCGUCGAUGGCCUGAAGACCAAGGGCUACUUUCUCAAACCGCCACCGCCUGCCGAGGACGGCGAGACUGACGGCGUUUACACCGAUAUGAAUCAGUUGAAGGAUGCUUGCCUUAGCUUUGCUCGUGACCGCUAUGAUGUUUUCAAAUCAUUGUCUGUCGAAGACAUUCAGGCACUUGUGGAGGGUGGAUGUCCCAAUUUGUUGCGAAAAGCUGUGAAUUCAGGGAAGCGGUUGAGAUUCUACGUGAAGCUGGACGAAGGGGAUGUUUGCGGUGGUUGCAAUCUGCGAGGUUCCUGUGAUAGAGCUUAUGUCGUUCUUAAUGAAUUUGAAGCAGCUGCCCGUACGGUGGAUAUAGUGCGAAUAUUAAUGUACUAUGCGCUAGAUCCGCUCGUUAUUUCCGGGCAGCAGAAACCUCCUGGCAGAGAGCUUGUAGAAACGUCUGCAAGAAAACUGCUGGCUAAGUUGCUUCAACUCAGUGAAACAGAUGUUGACCCAUCACUGCCAAUGCCUGCGGCCAAAGCUCUUCCAAAGAAAAAACCAUCUAUCCGUUUGAUGGAUGAUGAGCUGUCUCAAGCUGCUGAAAUGAAGAGAGGAGAUUGGAUGUGUCCCAAAUGCAAUUUUCUGAACUUCGCAAAAAAUAUAAGAUGUCUAGAGUGUAAAGAGGAGGGCCCACGAAAAGUUGAUAUGAGUGAUGUUGAAAUGAAAAAAGGGGACUGGGUCUGCUCUGAGUGCAAUUUCAUGAACUUCGCUAGAAAUGUUCGCUGCCUAAAGUGUGAAGCUCAAGGGCCAAAGAGACCCGGUGUAGAUGAUGUCAAAAUGAAGAAAGGAGACUGGAACUGCCCACAGUGUGGGUUCAUGAAUUUCGCAAGCAAAAAGAAUUGUCUCCGCUGUCAAGAGGUACGGCCCAAGCAAAACCCUGCAGAUUGGGACUGUCCCUCAUGUAAUUUCAUGAAUUAUUCAAGAAACACGGAAUGCCUGAAGUGUAAAUGUGAACGCCCUGACAGAGACACAACAGUAUACCCUAAGAAGAAAUUUCAUACCGAGUAUGAGGAGCACGAAUGGAGGCGUCCUCGCUAGACCAAAAACGUUGUAUUUCAUGGAGAUUUUUUCAAGGCAGGUGGUGCAGGACAAGAUACGCCUGGUGACCGAGCACACUCAUAAAUCAUCUGGUUUGUGAUAACCGAAGAACACUCUGAUGUAUUGAUGGAAUGUCUGCAACUUUGUUCAUUAGUUUUCUUAUACUGGAGCAAGAACAGUAGCAUGGGUUAGCUAUAACUCCUCCCCAGAACAUUAGGAGGAACCUUGUGUUACGAUUAAACUUAUAGCUAUAAUUGAAGGUUCAUUAUAAUUUUUGCUC
Fragaria vesca subsp. vesca is the source of this 1671-nucleotide messenger RNA. Its product is annotated as zinc finger protein VAR3, chloroplastic-like. The transcript is spliced from 7 exons. Bases 75 to 1391 code for a protein of 438 amino acids. The record is from RefSeq and is a predicted model, not a curated record. Gene Ontology annotation, cellular component: cytoplasm. Gene Ontology annotation, molecular function: mRNA binding. NCBI's taxonomy places the organism in Eukaryota, Viridiplantae, Streptophyta, Magnoliopsida, Rosales, Rosaceae.